UUAAAAAAAAUUGAAGAAAAAUUAAUGAAAACAUUUAUAUAGAUCUAUUUUGAUUUCUCUUUUAAGUAAAAUAUUGAAAACUAAAAAAAUUCUAAUGGAUAAACCAAAACUUCAAUUUCAAGAAAUUGCAAAAAAAAAGAAUCAAACAGAAUUUUAUAAAUGUGGGGAAGUAUUUGUCGCUGGAGAUGGUAGGUUUCGAUGGAACUGUGUUCUUUGUGGAAAAGAAUUCCAAAAUGCUUACUUUCUACAACAUGUCCUGUGCAAUCAUAUUUCAAGCCGUUGCAAUGAAAAUCCAAAAACUCGAAAAAUCAUUGAAAUAGAUUGUAGCCUCAACUUCGUAAGAAGUUCUUCAAGUUUACCAUUAUCUCAUACGAAACAUAAAUUUUGCUACAAUGAAUCAAAAGAAAAUACUCUACUUUUGAAAAAGUUUAAUAUAAAAAAAGACGUUAGAAUACAUUUGGAAAAAAAUAGUUUUUUAGAGUACAUGUUAGCACAAAAAAGAAUUGCGGAAGGUGAAACGGAAUCGGUAUUAAACGAAAUAAUUAGGAGGGAUACUUUAGAAGAUUGCAAUCAAUCUAUACAAAAAAAGGAAAUAUUUGACCAAACAAACGUUAUCUCUAAUGUAGAUCAUAAACCAAGCUGUAUUAAAAGGAGAACUGAUUUUAAUCAAGAAUAUAUUCCAUUUUCUGAAAGCGUAGAGAUUAAAAAAACAGCUUUAAUAGACCAUUCGGAAUUUAUACGGAAAAAUUUAAUUUGUGAUAAAAAUUUAGGUAAUUUUAAACAUCCUGUUAAUAUUGUUAAGGAUGAUAUAAUGUUGAAUUUUGAAAAAUUCUCAAAACAUCAGGAUAAUUUGAAAUCAUCUAAAAUUAUAAACGCACGUAAAUAUGAAAAACAUGUCUGCGAGAUUUGCGGUAAAGAAUCUACUACAAAAUACAAUUUGAAUAAUCAUAUCAAAUUGAAACAUAGCCUUAAAGAUAGAAAAAAGUAUUCAUGCGAUCGAUGUACUAAAGUGUUUGUUAAAGAGCAGAGUCUGGAAAAUCAUAUGAAAAUUUUUCAUUUAAAAGAAAAACCUUUUAUAUGUGAUAUUGAUAAAUGCGGACGAGGUUUUAUUGAUGAAAAGUCCUUAAAAAAUCACCAGGCAUUUCAUACAAAUGAAAGAAAAUUUACUUGCCCAAAAUGCGGAAAAAAAUAUUUGCAUAAAAGUAAGUUAGACGCUCAUUUCAAAAUAUAUCAUGUUUUAGGUCGGAUUCACCAAUGUAAAGAAUGUAAUAAAAGUUUCUAUGAUCCUUACACCUUACGCAGCCAUAUGAUAUGCCAUACUGGAGAAAAACCUUUUGCAUGCGAUGAAUGUCCAGCAAAAUUUCCAAGAGAAAAUGCGUUGCAAUGGCAUAAGAAAGUACACUCUGGAAUUAAAGAUCAUAUAUGCCAAAUUUGUGGUAGAGCUUAUCAUUUGUUCACAGGCCUGUAUGCUCAUAUGAAAACUCAUGGAAUUAAAUAUAACAAAAAAAUUGAAAAAGGUUUGAUAUCGAUUGAAAAGAUUGUUUCCAAUAACAUUAAGCAAAGUAAGGUGAAAUCAAAGUACAAUAAUUUGGAAUAUAAAAAUGUUCAUACAUUAAAAUAACAAUAACUUUUUAAUAUUUAAAUAUAUGAACAUAUAUAAGAACAACGUAUUACAAAACUUUUAAAUAUUUGAAAAAUUUUAAUUGCACAUUUAUGCGUGUAAAAUGGGUUAGUAACUCCGAAUUAAUUUUACAACCAAAAUCAAUGAAUUUAUCCAGUUUCAAUGAAAUGAAAAUGACUUUUCUUCUGUUUGCUUUAGCAAAGUAUUUUGGAAUUUAUAAAUUUGGAAAUGCUCUCCAAAACUUUAGCAUAAAGCACAGUAUUGAUUUGAAAGGAAACUUAGAGUAUGUAAAAAAUCUCAGAAGUUUCUCAAGGAAUGCCCAUAAUUGGUUUUCCUUCUCUGAAAAUAAGGAAUUUGCAGUAAACUGUACUGUUACCUUAUUUUAGCAAUUACAACCCAUAUGGCAGUUUUGGAGUCAAGAUAUGAGCGUCAAAAAAAACCGCUCAGUAGAAUCUUUUUUGUUAACUCUUAAUAUCUUUUAUUUUUAUGCAAUUUAAAAAAUAAAUUUAUAAAAUUAAAAGUUCACUCAAUUAUUAACAAAAUUUACGAAAAAAAAUAACAUUAAAAAAACAAUAACAAAA
This is a messenger RNA of Condylostylus longicornis, 2202 nucleotides long. Its product is annotated as zinc finger protein 91-like. Gene Ontology annotation, molecular function: DNA-binding transcription factor activity, RNA polymerase II-specific; RNA polymerase II cis-regulatory region sequence-specific DNA binding. The coding region runs from base 95 to 1621 and encodes 508 amino acids. The record is from RefSeq and is a predicted model, not a curated record. Gene Ontology annotation, biological process: regulation of DNA-templated transcription. The transcript has a single exon. NCBI's taxonomy places the organism in Eukaryota, Metazoa, Arthropoda, Insecta, Diptera, Dolichopodidae.